AUGGAGCAACUGAGCCUCAGCGCUAAGAAUGCAGACCCAGAAUUGAUCGCGACCCUACUUGCGGAGGAAGAAAAUGGUACAUUCCAGAACACCGGGCCUCGCAAACAAGCUCGAAAGAAUACAGAGGACCUUCUGGCGGAACUUGAAAAUGAUUUUCUGGCCCCAUCAUCUCAGUUCAGUCCAAAAUGGUUAAACCAGCUACAGAAGCGAUGGGAUGUAUCAACCGACUCUACCGAUCUAUUUGAGAUUGCACACACCCAGACACGAACAGUGACUCGAUUUACGCGAGAAGGACUGGAAGGAAGAGUUACCGGACACCACGAAGUGACAAUUCCAGCUGCAAGCAUUAAUGCCAAAAACUCGACAUCGCUUCUUCGCCGGCCUGCAGGCCGUGCAGAUUUUGUUCGUGGUGCUGCCGGGUUCUUUCCUUUUGCGCCUGGUGGUCUGGAAGGUGUCCAGGCCAUCGCUGAAAUGGAGGCAGACCCCGAGACUGCGGACCAAUCACGAAGUGGUGGAAAGCAAGCGGGCCUGGACCGUAUCAUCAACUUUGGAUCCGAGGGAGGACUUCUCACAAUACCCCCUGGCUUCAGCCGUGGCCUCGAAUUUGCAGAGGCGAAAUCCAAAGAGGCGGCUGAGGAAGAUCAAGAAGUAGAGCAUGCCCUUCUUCAGGAGGAGAGCGAGCUCAAGACCGAGCAACCCGAACAAACACCCGAAUCCAAUCCGCAAACACAGGCCGAGGAAGAUGACGAGGUUAGUGAUGAGGAUGAUGAAGACAUCGAUGCUUUGUUGCCAGUUGAAUUCCCUGCACUCGAACCGCGCAAUCCAUUGCUCGCGGGUAUUCAGCAGCAGAAGGGUAAGGAGUGGGCCCAUGUGGUUGAUGUCAACAAGGAGAUCACCAAUUUCCAUGAUUUGGUUCCGGAUAUGGCCAGAGAAUGGCCCUUUGAACUGGACACCUUCCAAAAGGAAGCUGUUUACCAUCUCGAGAAUGGGGACUCGGUGUUUGUUGCUGCGCAUACGUCGGCAGGCAAGACUGUCGUGGCCGAAUAUGCCAUUGCCUUAGCAUCUAAGCACAUGACGAAAGCCAUCUACACGUCUCCCAUCAAAGCACUGAGCAACCAGAAAUAUCGUGAUUUCCGCAACGAGUUCGACGACGUGGGAAUCCUCACAGGUGAUGUUCAAAUCAACCCCGAGGCCAGCUGUCUGAUUAUGACGACGGAGAUCUUACGAAGUAUGCUAUACCGAGGUGCAGAUCUCAUUCGAGAUGUUGAAUUCGUCAUUUUCGACGAGGUUCACUAUGUCAAUGACCUUGAGAGAGGUGUUGUUUGGGAGGAAGUCAUCAUUAUGCUUCCGGAGCAUGUCACUCUGAUCCUGCUGUCCGCUACUGUGCCCAACACCCAAGAAUUUGCAUCCUGGGUUGGCCGCACGAAGAAGAAGGAUAUCUACGUGAUCUCGACCCUGAAGCGACCUGUACCUUUGGAGCAUUAUCUUUGGGCCGGAAAAGAGAAGUUCAAGAUUGUCGACAAUACCAAGCAUUUCCUCGAGGGUGGAUGGAAGAAAGCGAACGAUAUCAUGUCGGGCAAGGAUGCGAAGUCCAAAAAGGAAGCUGAAGCCGCAGCGCAAGCUCAGUCCCAACGCGGCGGACCUCAAGGACGAGGACGAGGUCAGGACCGAGGCAGAGGCGGUCCCCGCGGCGGUGGACAGCGUGGCGGCGCUCCACAGAGAGGACGAGGAGCUCCUUCCAAUCGCGGCCAAGGAAAUAUUGCUCGCACUGGGCGUGGAGGAGGUCGAACGAGUGCUCAGCAGGAUCAGAAUCUUUGGGUCCAUCUGGUCUCACACCUUCGUAAAGAAGAUCUGCUGCCGGCAUGUAUCUUCGUCUUCUCCAAGAAGCGAUGUGAGCUGAACGCGGAUGCCCUAGCCAGGCAAGACUUCUGCAACGCUUCGGAAAAGAGCCUGAUUCACAUGUUCAUCGAGAAGUCGCUCACCCGACUUAAGCCUGAGGAUAGGGCACUUCCACAAAUUCUUCGGCUCCGUGAACUCCUCAGCAGGGGUAUCGCUGUGCACCAUGGUGGUCUCCUGCCUAUCAUGAAGGAAAUUGUUGAGAUUCUCUUUGCAAAGUCGUUGGUCAAGUGUCUCUUCGCUACCGAGACCUUUGCCAUGGGUCUCAAUCUGCCGACCCGGACGGUUGUGUUCUCCGGGUUCCGCAAGCACGACGGUAAAAGUUUCCGCGAUCUGUUGCCGGGUGAGUACACUCAGAUGGCAGGACGUGCAGGACGACGAGGUCUCGACAAGGUGGGUUAUGUGAUCAUCACAACCUCUGGACGAGACGAGGCCCCACCAGCCGGUGCUCUGAAGAAAAUGAUUCUCGGAGAUCCCACCAAGCUCAGAUCCCAGUUCAGACUCACGUAUAACAUGAUUCUGAACCUUCUGCGAGUGGAAGCUCUGAAGAUUGAGGAGAUGAUCAAGAGAAGUUUCUCGGAGAAUGCCACCCAAGCCCUUCUUCCCGAACAUGAGAAGCAAGUCCAGCUGUCCGAGGCUAGUUUGGCCAAGAUCAAGCGGGAGCCUUGUGAGAUUUGCGAUUUGGAUCUGGCAGCCUGUCACGAAGCUGCUAUGGAGUACGAAAAACUUACAAAUGAGUUGCAUGCGGGUUUACUGUCGUCGCCCGUAGGCAAGCGACUUUUCACCUGCAAGAGGCUGGUAGUGUACCGGAAGGAUGGAUUACGCACAGCCGGGGUCCUCACUAGGGAAGGAGUCUCGAGUGGACCUAUGCCAUGCAUCCAAGUGCUCGAAAUUGGCAGAAUCAGCAACAAGCGUCACCCCAGUGAUAUUCUCCCCUUCCUGCCCAAGUUCAGACCAUUCUUCCAGCAGUUGCCUGAUAAGGCUGCAUCGAUGCACCUCAAAGUGUGCAAGAUCCCGCUGUCGGACCUCGAAUGUGUCACGAACAUGCAAGUCAAAGCCGGAGGGCCAAUCUGGUAUUUGAAUAUUAGGAAAGAGGCCGCCAAGUUCGCCGACAAGGAACUAACCAAGUACCUCUCCUGGACCCACAAUGCGUGGGACGAAAUGGACUGGUCGCGGAUUAAGGAACUACAAGUGCGCGAUAUCCUCGACAAGCGGAACGCCCAGGCAAAGAUUGCCCAGUCAUGCCACUGUUUGCAGUGCCCGAACUUCUUGAAACAUUUCGAGAUGCAACAUGACGAGUGGCAGGUCAAGGAGAACAUCUCACAGUUGAAGCAGCUGAUGUCAGAUCAAAACCUACAAUUGCUGCCAGACUACGAACAGCGCAUCCAGGUUCUGAAAGAGCUAGGUUUCGUUGACGAUCAAGCCCGCGUACAGUUGAAGGGCAAGGUGGCAUGCGAGAUCCACUCCGCCGACGAGCUGGUUCUGACCGAGUUGGUGCUGGAGAACGUCCUCGCCGAAUACGAACCCGAAGAAAUCGUUGCACUUCUUUCUGCAUUUGUCUUCCAGGAGAAGACCGAGAGUGUCCCGACACUCACCCCACGUCUGGAGAAAGGUCAACAGGCCAUUAUCCGAAUCUCGGAGAAGGUCAAUGAAUUCCAGGUCCUGCACCAGGUCAUCCAGUCUAGCGAGGACUCCAAUGACUUUGCCAGUGAGCCCCGGUUCGGUCUGGCAGAGGUGGUUUACGAAUGGGCCAAGGGCAUGUCCUUCAACCGCAUCACCGAUCUUACCGACGUGAUGGAGGGAACUAUUGUUCGGACCAUCUCUCGACUCGACGAGACAUGUCGGGAGGUGAAGAAUGCGGCCAAGCUGGUUGGAGAUCCAACUCUGCAUGCCAAGAUGCAGCAGGCCCAGGAGCUGAUCAAGCGCGACGUAAUUUUUGCAGCAUCAUUGUACAUGUGA
Molecule: messenger RNA, 3855 nt
Organism: Penicillium cinerascens
Lineage: Eukaryota; Fungi; Ascomycota; Eurotiomycetes; Eurotiales; Aspergillaceae
Product: SKI complex RNA helicase subunit SKI2
Exons: 5
Coding region: 1-3855 (1284 amino acids)
Biological process (GO): nuclear-transcribed mRNA catabolic process, 3'-5' exonucleolytic nonsense-mediated decay
Cellular component (GO): Ski complex
Molecular function (GO): ATP binding; RNA binding; RNA helicase activity
Source: RefSeq, a predicted model, not a curated record